Molecule: messenger RNA, 1957 nt
Organism: Bombina bombina (fire-bellied toad)
Lineage: Eukaryota; Metazoa; Chordata; Amphibia; Anura; Bombinatoridae
Product: ficolin-2-like
Exons: 8
Coding region: 2-1024 (340 amino acids)
Source: RefSeq, a predicted model, not a curated record
UAUGGGCAGCAUUUGGAUAGGGCAGAGUAUCUGGCAUUUCAUCUGUUCUCUGUUUAACCCACAAACACAUCUGAAGGAAACGAGAGACAGCAGACUCAUGGAGGCUACAGCACUCACAGUGUUCUGGCUUCUGACCACACUCACUAAAGCUGAGGACUCCUGCCCGGAUGUGAAGAUUGUAGGAGUUGGGGAAUCUGACAAACUGACCAUCCUAAGAGGAUGCCCUGGGCUUCCGGGACCAUCAGGUCAAAAGGGAGAACCUGGAUCUGUGGAAGAGAAAGGUGACAAGGGAGACGCAGGGAUCCCAGGGAAGGCUGGACCCCCAGGGCAAAAAGGAGAAAAAGGAGACAGCGGCGCAUCCCUGUAUGCUGCAAGGAACUGUAAGGAGCUUCUGGAUCAGGGAGAGGUCCUAAGUGACUGGUACACAAUAUACCCAGAUGGCGAGCGACCCCUGAAGGUGCUGUGUGAUAUGCACACCGACGGAGGAGGCUGGAUUGUCUUCCAGAGACGUUGGGACGGUUCUGUAGACUUUCUGCGUGGCUGGAAUUCCUAUAAGACAGGAUUUGGCAGCCGUUUAAAUGAGUUCUGGUUGGGGAACGACAAUAUUCACAAGAUAACAUCAGCUGGCAAAUGGGAACUCCGUAUCGAUCUCCAAGACUUUGAAAACCAAAAGACCAAUGCCAAAUACACAUCUUUCCAAAUCCUGGGAGAGGAUGAGAAGUACAAGUUGUUGCUUGGAGCCUUCAAGGAGGGUACUGCAGGAGACUCUCUGACCCCUCACAAUAAUAUGCAGUUCAGCACCAUAGACCAAGACAAUGAUGUCUUUCCAGAAAGAAGUUGUGCCUCAAUAUAUAGCGGAGCUUGGUGGUACGGAUUUCAAUACUGUCACUUUUCAAACCUGAAUGGGCUGUAUCACCUGGGAAACCAUAGCAGCUUUGCCGAUGGCAUAAACUGGAAUAGCGGCAAAGGAUACUACAAUUCUUAUAAAUAUUCUGAAAUGAAGAUCCGGCCUGUAACAGAGUAGAGAACGUGGUGGGAAACUAGAAGGGCCUUAUGCAUAAGUAACAUUUUACUUCAUAAAGAUACACUUUCUAAUCUGCUAGACGUCUAGUCUGUUAAUUAAAGGGAUAUGACACCCAAACAUUUUUUUAUUUGUGAUUCAGAGAGUCAUAGAUUCCAAUUUACUUCUAUUAAUAAAUUUGCUUUGUUCCCAUGGGAUUCCGAGGUAGGUAUCUUGACCACUACAUAGCAGGAAAUGGUGCUGCCAUCUAGUGUUCCUGCAAAUGAAUAACAUUCUUGCAAAACUGCUGCCAUAUAGUGCUCCAGAAAUGGGCCAGCUCAUAAGUAUACGUCUGUGCUUUUCAACAAAAGACACCAAGUUAAUUAAAUAAAAUUGAUAAUAAAAGUAAAUUAGAAAGUUGUUGAAAAUUGCAUGCUAUGAGGCCGAUUUAUGAAAGGUCUUGCGGACCUGAUCCGACAGUACGGAUCAGGUCCGCAAGACUUCGCUGAAUGCGGAGACCAAUACGCUCUCUGUAUUCAGCAUUGCACCAGCAGCUCACAAGAGCUGCUGGUGCAACGCCGCCCCCUGCUGACUCACGGCCAAUCGGCCACCAGCAGGGGGGUGUCAAUCAACCCGAUCGUCGUACUCGAUCGGGUUUAAUUGUGGCGAUUCCUGUCCGCCUCAUCAGAGCAGACGGACAGGGCUAUGGAGCAGUGCUCUUUAGACCGCUGCUUCAUAACUGCUGUUUCUGGCGAGUCUGAAGACUCGCCAGAAACACAGCCCUUCAAGCUCCAUUCGGAGCUUGAUAAAUGGGCCUCUCUAUCUCAAUCACAAAAUAAAAUGUUUGGGUUUCAUGUCCCUUUAAGUAGUAACCAUAUGCACUGACUUUACAUUUUAUUCCUGUUGAGAAUUGUUCUACUUUACACAUAUGUGAAUUAAAUUUUCACACUCCUGCAA